This is a messenger RNA of Enhydra lutris kenyoni (northern sea otter), 4231 nucleotides long. RefSeq names its product geranylgeranyl diphosphate synthase 1. Gene Ontology annotation, molecular function: prenyltransferase activity. NCBI's taxonomy places the organism in Eukaryota, Metazoa, Chordata, Mammalia, Carnivora, Mustelidae. Bases 540 to 1442 code for a protein of 300 amino acids. The record is from RefSeq and is a predicted model, not a curated record. The transcript is spliced from 4 exons. Gene Ontology annotation, biological process: isoprenoid biosynthetic process.
CGAGGGGAAAGAAAGAAAGGAGGGUGAGGACCCGGAUGCUGAACCGGAUUGUGUAUGAAUUUUCCAUCCUCGCUGGAGAAGGGGAGGAGCGGUGGGUGACCCAGGAGGCCGGAAGGGGGCAUCCGAGCCGAGAGGAAGCAGGAACCUCGCCGGCCCUGCGAGCUCCGACUAGCAGAGGAGCGCCGGGAAGCGCUUUGGCCAAGUCUCUGCUAAAAAUCUGCCUCGAAGUUAUUUAAAUCCGCUGCCUGUAGCUCGGGCAGUUUUGUUCAGGUCACCUCCCGGGGUUUGAGUGGAAGGAUCCGUUCUGCGUUUCCAGCUACACUGAUACUCGUCUGGCACCACUUAGCAAUUUUGAAAUCAGAUCAUUUCCUUUAAAAAAAACAAAAAGCAACUUGCACGGUAUUCUGACUUUUUAUACUGCAAGUGUAUGCCCUGAUUUCAUCCUCCAGCGCGUUAGAACCAUGAGGUUCAUUCAGUCCUUCCCAUGCUUACCGGGCGCCUGCCGUCUGGAAAACGAUCAGCUUUGAAGUUUAAAAACAAUGGAGAAGACUCAAGAAACAGUCCAAAGAAUUCUUCUAGAACCCUAUAAGUAUUUACUUCAGUUACCAGGUAAACAAGUGAGAACCAAACUUUCACAGGCAUUUAAUCAUUGGCUAAAAGUUCCAGAAGACAAACUACAGAUUAUCAUUGAAGUGACAGAAAUGUUGCAUAAUGCCAGUUUGCUCAUCGAUGAUAUCGAAGACAACUCGAAACUCCGACGUGGCUUUCCAGUGGCACACAGCAUCUAUGGAAUUCCAUCUGUCAUCAAUUCUGCCAAUUAUGUGUAUUUCCUUGGCCUCGAGAAAGUCUUAACCCUUAAUCACCCAGAUGCAGUGAAGCUUUUUACCCACCAGCUUUUGGAACUCCAUCAGGGACAAGGUCUAGAUAUUUAUUGGAGGGAUAAUUACACUUGUCCCACUGAAGAAGAAUAUAAAGCAAUGGUGCUGCAGAAGACAGGUGGACUCUUCGGAUUAGCAGUAGGUCUCAUGCAGUUGUUCUCUGACUACAAAGAAGAUCUAAAGCCACUGCUUAAUACACUGGGGCUCUUUUUCCAAAUUAGGGAUGAUUAUGCUAAUUUACACUCCAAAGAAUAUAGUGAAAACAAAAGCUUUUGUGAAGAUCUAACAGAGGGAAAGUUCUCCUUCCCUACUAUUCAUGCUAUUUGGUCGAGGCCUGAAAGCACGCAGGUGCAGAAUAUCUUGCGUCAGAGAACCGAGAAUGUAGAUAUUAAAAAAUACUGUGUACAUUAUCUCGAGGAUGUAGGUUCUUUUGAAUACACUCGGAGUACUCUUAAAGAGCUUGAAUCUAAAGCCUAUAAACAAAUCGAUGCACGUGGUGGGAACCCUGAGCUCGUAGCCCUAAUUAAGCACUUAAGCAAAAUGUUCAAAGAAGAGAAUGAAUAAUAUUAAGCCAUUUCCAGUUAGACCUGGUAGCUUAUUGCAGUUGACUAUUUUUUUGUCUUUUAGCCUAUCACUUUUUUAAAAAUUUGGACCAAGCUGUCAAUCUCCACAAACCGAGUGAAUAGGAGUGAUGUGAAUGAGGUGGUUUCGAUUUAGAACCCCUUUGUACAGAUAAUCAUCAUAGUACAAAGUUGAAAGAAUCAGAACGAGCCACAUUUAAGUAGGUCUGAUUUGAAUGUCAGAAUGUGCUAUGUCUGGACCUUAUGGACAACUGCCACAAAUGUUCUGUUGAUUCUGUCAGUAAAGAAGACUUCAGGUUCCAGGAAUUUUUAUCCAGAUACUUCCUAACUGUGCUAUAUGGGCAAUUUCCCAUUCGUCUACCCCAGUUUCAAGUCAGUGACUCCUUGGGACCAGUUUCUGUAGCGAGCUAGCCCAGAGACCACUGGACCUCCUCUUUCUUCCUAAAUGUUGUUACUUACAAUAUCUCGGUCUCUUCUUGGAAACUCCCUCACUAAAAUCUUCCGUGAAAAAGCUAACUGUGAUAAGCAGUAAGUGUACUAGUCUUUUUUCUUACCCUCUUACUUUUUAUUCUUCCUCCCUGCCCAGCAAAUUCUGCUUUUUAACCAGGGAGACUCCACUUAAUGGAAUUUAUAUGCUAGUCCAAAUUCAUUCAUUUUUUUCCUUAUAAUUUGUGACUCCAAAACAGAUUGAUACAUGGAUACAGCAAUGUCUUUCCAUUUGAGAAGAAACAAAAGGUACAUGGAAAGAGUAUUUUAGGGAAGAGCCUUUAUUUAAGCCUUUUUGUAGUUUCCUACUGGUUAGUAAGUAAAAAUCGUAAAAGAGCUGUUUGCUCACCUUAAGUACAAAAGCGGGGGGAAACGCCCUUUUCUUUGCCACUGAGGUCACUACUCCCCCUUAAAGGCAAUUGGUGCUUGAAUAAAAAGGGAAAUAGGUAUCUUUAAUCUCUGAUUAAAGGAAUGAGAAGUGUUAACCUGAGAGUUAGUGCCUGGCUGAAAAGUAGUCAAAGGCUCUGCUGUCAGGUACUCAAUUAGCUUUAUAGUGCUUUAACCCUGACUCUCUAUCCCUUUUGUGUACUUUCUACCCUGAACACCCUGGAGCCACCUGGCAACAAGAGGUAGGAGAAAAGAAAAGAAAAACCCUGAUUCCUUAGUUUACAAGUGUUGCUGACCUCCCCAAAUGAAACUGUUUUCCAGAAACAUUGCAUUUUGCUUGUUUGGUUCCAUUAUAAUAUAUUUUGGCAGAUUUAAUCACUAUGAACUUGCAUGAAAAAAUCUCACUGAAGCCUUCAACCCAAUCUUUGAAGAGUUGGGUAGUACCUUCACUAGUUUUUAAAAUUUGAAUCUUCCAUUUUAAUUGAAAAUCAUGGGUAUUUAUGCUGCAUUAUGGAAAUUUGAACUGUGUUUAUGAAUCCAUUACUUAAAAACUUAAAGAUUAGUCAAAAAGAUCUAAUGCUAACUAUAUAAACAAAAUAUUUACCUUUAAGAUGAAGGCUGCUUAAGUUGAUUAUUCCUUACCUAAUCAAAUUAAUUUUGGCCUGGUGCUAUUCAUGAUUCCUUUGUCAUUUGUAUCUGGUCUUUGUCAAGACAGAAAUGCUUGACCUUGAAUUGGAGACUUACAGAAAGAGUCAUUUUAUCCAUUAAGUAAUCAAAAGUCUAUUCUUUUCACCUUGAACUAUAAUCACAGUUGUCAAUACAGAAGAACAAUGUAAGAGUACUUUAAAUCUAGUAAAAAUAUAUUAAUUUAUCUACUUAGGUUUAAACUACAGUUUUGUUUUGUUUUUUUCUGCUUAAAGGAAUGUCUUGGAACCAAAGUAAACCGGAUUUUGGAUGUAGAAGACCUGUAAUUUUGAAAUAUUUUCCUAUUUUCUAGUCUAUAGAGGUUCAAAAAAUAAAUUGAUUUUUUUCCUUGCCAAAGCCAAAAGAAUGAAGGCUAAAUUAUGUUGUCAUAAAUAAUUUUCAGCGAGAUUUUAAAUCCAUUAGCUCUUCUCUAUUCUACUGUAUUCCACUCUGUUAACUUCCAACUUGACUUCCUUCCCUUCUUGACCUAUGCCCUACAGUCAUUCACUUCUGGCAGCCGUUUAGGGGCUUUCUCGGAUCACUUUCCUCCUUUCCUUAGGUCCUCAUCCUGCCAGUUCCCGCAUCCAACCACCCCCAUCUUUGUUCCUCCCAACUUGCUCAGUGCUGCUGGGGAGUGUUUCCACAACUGCUCUUACCACCAUUGCAGGUUAACAUGUUAAGGCCUCAGUAAGACCUUUUAUUUACCUAACCCUGAUGGGAGUUUUCACAUUUGUCGAUCUAAUGUCUACUGCUUCUUUUCCACUCUUUUUCCAGUUAAUGGAAACUGCAAACUUUCCUCCUCUCUACUUCUUAAGUCUGUCGGCCUUUCAACUCGAGAAAAGUUGUUUGUCCUCAUGCUAUAAGCCCAAGGAACCCCUCCCAUUCUUGUUUCCCUCCCUUUCUGCCUCUUGAGGGCCUAUUAAGUCCUCUGCAUUAUAUCCUCAAGAUUUAUCUGUUGGCUCUCUUUUUAAUCAGUGUAUUCAGAGGAAGGAGAAGGGGAAGGAAAUGUACGUAGAUGAAGUACCUAUUGGGUACCAGAUGAUUUGUUCAAGCAUUUGUUGAGCAGAGCCAGGACCUUGAAUACAGGUCAAAGCACGUCAUCCUAUACAGCCAGCCUCCCAUUCUAUGUGCAUACUUAAAUAUGUUUAAAAGUUUUGAAAGCACUGUCUAUUAUAGUAACAUACACUCCAACCAAGGUGUUCUUUCCAAAGCAUA